Messenger RNA from Drosophila obscura, 1157 nucleotides. Its product is annotated as neuferricin homolog. Gene Ontology annotation, cellular component: endomembrane system; membrane. Bases 209 to 1072 code for a protein of 287 amino acids. Lineage: Eukaryota; Metazoa; Arthropoda; Insecta; Diptera; Drosophilidae. The record is from RefSeq and is a predicted model, not a curated record. The transcript has a single exon.
GCAUAUCUGACCUAUCGAUAUAUCCCAAACAACAGCUCGUACCCAAACAAGAUUUCACCGACGAAAUUAAAAAAAAAUAAAAUAAAAACUCAAAUAAUAAGCAACGUGACCACUCCUUGACUUGGCAAUAUCCAGCGUACCGUUGAAAAGGCGUGCUAGGCAUAAAUCCGCAAAAAAAAAAGAAAUACAAAACAAAGGAAAAACAGAAAUGUUUGGGUUUGUGAAAUAUCUAUUUAAAUUGCAGUUUCUUUUCAUAUUGGCAGCUGUGCUGGCUGGCCUCUAUCGCACGGAAAUAAAACAGUUUGCAAGCAGACAUGCGGCCAACUAUGUGGACAAUGCCGAUGCCAAUGGCGAGACCGUUUCGCUCCAGUUCAAAGCUGCCAACGAAGCCACGCUCCUAACGCCUGCAGAACUUUCCAAAUACAAUGGGGAGGAUGGACAGCCCAUCUAUCUGGCACUGCUGGGAUCCGUGUUCGAUGUCACACGCGGCAUAAAGCACUAUGGCACCGGCUGCAGCUAUAGCUUCUUUGUGGGACGCGACGCCUCUGUGGCGUUCAUAAGCGGCGAGUUUGAGGAGUAUGAUCCGCAGACAGCGGACGAUGUGCUCAGCCUGAAGCCCAACGAUCUGCUUGGCCUGGCCAAUUGGAGGGAUUUCUACGAGAAGGAAUACAUCUACAAGGGGAAGCUGAUUGGACGAUUCUACGAUGAGCAGGGCGAACCGACGACAUAUUACCAAAAGUAUUUGGCGCUCUUGGAGCAGGCUCAGAUAGCGAAGGCUGAGGUGGACGAGCUGCGCUCAAAGUAUCCCGGCUGCAACAUCGAGUGGUCGGAGGCCAAGGGGACGCGUGUGUGGUGCACCAACACGAGCGGCGAUGGCAAGGAGCGCGCCUGGACGGGCUAUCCACGAAAGUUGUAUAGCCGCGGCAAUACAAAUUUCAAUUGCGCCUGUGUACCCGAAUCGGAACUAGACCAAAUAGACACCGACGGCGGCAAGGCGGCUCAUGGCGAUGCCAUGUUCAAGACAUACGACAACUGUUCCUCGCGGGCCAAGGAGUGCUUCUACAGGGUGUAAUGUAAUGUAAUCUAGGCACAACGCAACAAGUGGUCGUGUAAAUAUUUUACUUUAUUUGUAAUAAAUCGAAAUUACAUACACUACA